AUGGCGCGAAGUGCCGCGGCAGCCGCGACAGCGGACAUGCCGAUGGACCUCAGCGGAGCACUCGCCAACCUCCUCCUCGCCGCGGAGUCCGAAAGUGAACACGGUGUGCACGAUGCUCUGCAAGAGCUGAAGCUCAACUCGCGGCGCGACACGGACGGCGGGGAGGGGCCGCUCCGCGGCACCGCCAGCAUAGGUCAUCCGCCCUCGCCAAGCACGUUGCGCAGCGCCGCCUCCGCGGCAGCUGCUCCCGUGCAGAGGCGCUCGCGCUUCACUUCAGCGGGCGCGGACCUCGGCAACCGCGUUGCGGCCGCCGGCGCCCUGCAGCGGACUUCGGCAGCCCCGGAUCUCGAGCACAGCGGGAGGGCGUCCGCCUCCCGCGUGCUGACCGCGUCGGAGAGCGGCGUGCAGCGCGCUGCGGACGCGCGCGUGGCGCAGCCCAGCUCAAUGGGAGUGGGGGAGACCAAGAUGGGCUAUGUCAGGGUGUCGUCGACGCCGUUCACGAUCCGCCUGGGCGAGCUGGAGAUGAUCGGGGAGCUGUACAAGGACAUGGCGUCGUACGUCAAGGGCUUCAACGGCGUGCACAUCACCAAGGCGGUGUUCCGCGCGUACCUGCGGGAGCACUGCGUCAAGACGGCCACGGCCAAGGCGGUAGCGUCGGCGUCGCAGCAGCGCACCGGCGACGUCCGGUACACCAGGCGCACGGAGCGCGCGCGCGAAUUUCUCCGCGGGCUCGACCAGGGCAUGUUCAAGCAGCUCGACCGCAACGAGCGCGACAGCGUGUCGCUCGAGGACCUCCUGAGCGUGUUCUACCCCAAACUCCCCCGGUCGGACCUCGCGGUCAUCGCGCGCCUCGCCGCGCGCGUCCGCGCGGACCCCCCGCUCGACGAGGGCGACGUCGACGCCCUCAUGAGCCACUUCGAGGCCGAACUGAUGAAGUCGCGCCUGGACUCGAUGGGCGACGAGGUCCCGAUCUUCAUCCUGCUGCCGCGGCUCCAGCGCAAGCUGGACAAGCGGCAGAGCGCGUUCCUGAGCUACGUGGUCGAGGACGUGAUGAAGCUGGACCAGCGAGACACGCUGGAGAAGGAGGGGCUGCGAGCCAAGCUGCUCGGGGCCGUGGCGGCGUGGCGGAACUUCAAGAUGCCCGAGGAGGCCGUGAAGAAGAUCCAGGACGCCGCGCCGGAGAGGCGCGGGCGGAGCGACUCGGGCCAGUGGGUCGCGUCGAUGGCGCUGCGCUCGCGCAACCCUGUCGAGGUGCUGUCGCAGUACUCCGCAUCGCGCGGCGCGACGCGGCAGUGA
Messenger RNA from Pedinophyceae sp. YPF-701, 1296 nucleotides. The record is from the annotation of a GenBank genome assembly. NCBI's taxonomy places the organism in Eukaryota, Viridiplantae, Chlorophyta, Pedinophyceae.